GUCAGUUCUACCAAACAGCUAUUUAAUCGAUUUCGUUCAUGUGUAAUUAAGCUUCCCACAUCUGAAAAGAGACAUUCAGGUGGAACUGAUGUGGCAGGAAUUGUCAAAUAUUUGCGUGCAAGUUGUGAAAGAAUUGGAUAUAGAGAUAAGAAUCGAUUUUCAACCAAAAUCGAUUCUCGAGCACAAAGUGCGACGAUGAUGAUGACGACGACAGCAAUAACGGGUAAUGAAGCGAAAGAGAAUGUUGCAGGCGCCAUUGCUGUCCCUGUUAAGUUCAAAGUUGCAGUUCGGGCAGCGGAUUAUUUUGGAUUCGCCCAAUUUUUCGUGAAUUUAGCCACAAGAUCCACAGACGGCACUGUCGGAAACGAAAGGGUGACCAAGUGCACAUUACUCUGGCAAUCUUGGAACGAAUACGACGUUGCUCAUAUGACUCAUACUCAAUAUGGAUAUAAUAUUCUUCAAGCAAAAAAAGAUGUUAUUUUAUAUG
Ambispora gerdemannii is the source of this 487-nucleotide messenger RNA. NCBI's taxonomy places the organism in Eukaryota, Fungi, Glomeromycota, Glomeromycetes, Archaeosporales, Ambisporaceae. The record is from the annotation of a GenBank genome assembly.